GCGCGUCAGUCGCCCGGCGCACGCUGCUCGUGUAGACAGCCCGCGUUCGCACGCCCAACGUCAUUACACAGAGGUCACGAUGUCCACUGUGCAGUUUGAAUAUGACCCGGAGCGUCUCAUCGAAGAGGUAAAAAAACGCCCCGGUAUAUGGGACUUCGAAAAUGUAGAAUACAGAACGAAAAAUUUAAGACACAGGCUAUGGACGGAGGUCGUUAACGAACUAAUGACGAGCGAUGUGAAGGUUUCAAAGAGCGAAAUGAGAGAACUAGAACUUCAACUUCAGAAGAAAUGGAAGAGUAUCAGGGAUUGUUUUCAAAAGUACGUCAGUCAUCCAAAUAGAACGAGACGGCCUUAUCUAUACAGUAAGCAAUUACAAUUCCUUCUAAAGAAACAAAUGGAACAUCCAGAAACUGGUUCGAGUGAAUCUGACGACGGACGAAACAAAAGACGAGCAUGGAGACCUAAGAAAAAGUUGAAACUUACCAAAGAGAGUUCAGAAGAGGAAAAUGAAAACGAUAACAACGACGAUUAUCAUCUAAACGAAGAUAUAUCCAUCGAUAUGCCACAGAAGCAUAACGUCAUAAGUAAAUCUAACGUUAUCGAUGAAUUCGCAUUCGCAAACGUUGAUUCACAAGUAAGAAGCGACCUGGAAGAUCCGGAUAAAUUAUUUCUUUUGUCACUACUCCCACAUUUCAAAUCGAUACCCGAAGAAAUGCGUCUCAACGUUAAAAUGGAUAUGAUGCAAGUUUUGAGAAAUGCGAAUUACCAUACGGCAAUCGAACAUAAAAUAAUUUAGAUAGAUAACAAAUAACAUUACUUUAUGAACGUACUUAUAAUUUUUUUAGAGGAUGAUUAGUUAAACAAUGCUGUUGUUUUCUUCUUUCGAAUGUCAAAGCAAUAAUGAUAGAAAGAGAGAAAUCGGUGUUUAACUAUUCAACGGCUACACAACAAUUUAAACAUAAAUAUACCGUGGUCGAGACUUA
Messenger RNA from Nymphalis io (European peacock), 983 nucleotides. RefSeq lists its product as uncharacterized. Lineage: Eukaryota; Metazoa; Arthropoda; Insecta; Lepidoptera; Nymphalidae. The record is from RefSeq and is a predicted model, not a curated record. Gene Ontology annotation, biological process: regulation of transcription by RNA polymerase II. Gene Ontology annotation, cellular component: transcription regulator complex; nucleus. Gene Ontology annotation, molecular function: DNA binding. The transcript has 2 exons. The coding region runs from base 80 to 796 and encodes 238 amino acids.